AUGAAGAUUCAUCUAUCAUUGAAAGCCUUUACUAUUCUUUCCAUAGUCAGCCUUGGUGGCAUCCAUGCAAUGGUAGAACCACUCCCACUCGACCAACAGUGGACAGAUUUUACCCAGCACAGCACAAGUGAGGCAACACUGUCAAACCUGAUGGAUGUUUGGUGGAAUGAACCAUUGACAAUGCCCGAGUUUAAAUCGGUUGCUGAAGAUAGAGACCAAGAAGCGUAUUUUGACGUACAGAUUUUGCACAGCACUGGACCUGACUGCAACCGUGCUCGAAGUCUUGGUAUAGUCUCUAGCAAUAACAGAGAUUGGACUGUCCCACGCAGAAUUGGGAAGUCAGCAGUUGUGAUUGAAGAAAAACAUCUGUUUGCUGGUUCUGUUGUUUUCAGACAUAACCUUCCACCAUUCAUCAAGAUCCGGUUAUGUCAAGUACCAAAACCCAAGAAGUGGUGA
Messenger RNA from Melampsora larici-populina 98AG31, 456 nucleotides. RefSeq lists its product as uncharacterized. The record is from RefSeq and is a predicted model, not a curated record. The transcript has a single exon. NCBI's taxonomy places the organism in Eukaryota, Fungi, Basidiomycota, Pucciniomycetes, Pucciniales, Melampsoraceae. The coding region runs from base 1 to 456 and encodes 151 amino acids.